This is a messenger RNA of Adineta steineri, 294 nucleotides long. The record is from the annotation of a GenBank genome assembly. NCBI's taxonomy places the organism in Eukaryota, Metazoa, Rotifera, Eurotatoria, Adinetida, Adinetidae.
AUGGAUCCAAAAUGUGCUGUUUGCGAAAAAACUGCGUAUGCAACAGAAAGAAUAAUGGUUAAUGGUAAAGCAUAUCAUAAGCCAUGUUUUCGAUGUUUACAUUGCAAAUCAGUUCUAAAACCGGGUAAUUUUACAUCAAAUGAUGGUAAAGUUUAUUGUAAAACUCAUUAUAUGCAAUUAUUUAAAGUCAAAGGAAAUUAUAUAUCAGGCUUUGCAGGUGAAACUAAUGUAAUUGGUGAUUCAAUAAAUAAUAAAACUGGUGCUAUCGAUCAACAAAAUAUUGAAGCAGAAUAA